CCUGCGUGCCCAUGUCUUUACAGACUUGUAGCUCCGACACAAAUAGCUGAACGCGUUUUUAGUGGAAGAACCACGAUGCGCAAUUACGCACGGGACUAAAGGAAUUUCGCGACCAUCCUCUUUCUGAUUCUCCUCCAGGGGAUCCGCUGUCCAUAGUUUUGAGUUCUCUCCAUUUACAGAUACGAUAUCUAUGCGCGACGUCAUCAGCGCAGCCACAGCCUCUCCUCACCUCUUACCUCUGAAGUUAAUCAUCCAGUCCUCUAUGUGCACAGGGCAGGAUGGGAUGCUCCACCAGUUCCCAAACUUCAGCGGUAGAUACGACUCGACCCAGUGCUAAGCCCGAGGAGAGCAAUGGAGCCAGCACAACAGGAGCGGCCAACGAGAAUGGCAAAGUAGCCGAGGACAGCGAAACCAUUCCGGACCAGACAUCCGCUGGGGGCAGCGACGCUAAGCCUGCAGAUGAAGCUGCUGCAGCCGCAACGUCUGCCGACACCACCGCUGCAGCUCCGCCUGCAGGGGAGGAGCCUCAGCCUGCCACAGCCAGUCCGCCUGCAGAGGCAGCUGCAGCAGCACCUGCAGAAGCUCCGGCGGCUGCAGACAGCACCGCAGAGACAGCGGCAAGCUCCUCGGAGCCUGCCGCUGCAGCUCCUGAGCAAGAGAAAACAGAGGCCACAGCGACUGAUUCAGAGCCCAAAACAGAGGAGGCACCAGCUCCCAGUGAAUGAUGUGCAACAUGAACGAUUGCACGGAUGAGUUUGUUCCAAGUGUCUGACCUUGUUUGUAUGCACGAGUGAAAGUAUGUGUAGGUGUGCGUUUGCCUGUGAAAGAUACCGCCUUGUUGCCAAGAUGCAGACCCUGUGAUAAACCACUUUCAGUCAGGGUUCCUCAGUCAUCACUGUGCCUUCUUCCCCUCAUGAUGGUGUGUAGCUGCAAUUUCUGCUCGUAAUCUGUACAUAGACAGAGUUCUACGGCACUUCCUGUUUGUUUCCAGAGGAUGCCGUCAUAUCAGGUUAACUUAAAUGAUAAAUUGUCUUUGAAAUUUCUAUUUAUUAUCUGUAGAGAGAUUUAUAAUAGCAAAUCUUCUUGAUUUAACCUAAGAGUCUAUACUUUUGUAUAAAAUUAUAAUUCUAAGGAAACCAAAGCCAAAGUUUAUUUGAUUUAUGAAAUUAUAUUCUUUUGGGGGUAGCUGGCUUUGAUUUUACAACCAUGUUUGUAAUGAUUAUGAAAAGCUGAGACUGUAAUCAUUAAUGUAAGAGCACAGAUGAGGUAAGGUGCAUGUGAGACCUCUUUUUUGUUUCUGAUGUGUCAUGAUUUCUCUCUAGGAAGACGACCUAACAUUUCUAAUAAGCUAUGAGCAAUGAAAAAUUAAAAAGGCCACCUUAAAAAAUA
Epinephelus lanceolatus (giant grouper) is the source of this 1389-nucleotide messenger RNA. RefSeq lists its product as uncharacterized. NCBI's taxonomy places the organism in Eukaryota, Metazoa, Chordata, Actinopteri, Perciformes, Serranidae. The record is from RefSeq and is a predicted model, not a curated record.